AUGAGCUUUUUUGUGGAAAUGUUUAAAACAAGGAUUUUCCGAGCUCGUCUUCGAAACUUUUGGCAGCAAGUUUUACCCCGUUUCAGCGCUAAGCUGCUAUGUGAUCGCAAUGAUACACUCGACACUUGUUUUCUCGUGAUGAUGACUACAAGUUUAGACUACUCAAGCGAAAUGUUUUGA
This is a messenger RNA of Plasmopara halstedii, 180 nucleotides long. RefSeq lists its product as uncharacterized. The transcript has 2 exons. The record is from RefSeq and is a predicted model, not a curated record. NCBI's taxonomy places the organism in Eukaryota, Oomycota, Peronosporomycetes, Peronosporales, Peronosporaceae. The coding region runs from base 1 to 180 and encodes 59 amino acids.